Messenger RNA from Chaetomium strumarium, 1329 nucleotides. Its product is annotated as phosphotransferase enzyme family-domain-containing protein. The record is from RefSeq and is a predicted model, not a curated record. NCBI's taxonomy places the organism in Eukaryota, Fungi, Ascomycota, Sordariomycetes, Sordariales, Chaetomiaceae. The coding region runs from base 1 to 1329 and encodes 442 amino acids. The transcript has a single exon.
AUGAACGAUCAGCACCGUGAGGGACUUGAGUGGGAUGAUAGUGGUUGGGACCUUGUCCCCCGUUGGGCGCGGGAGCCUCGGCUUGAGGCCAUCGCAGAACUGUGCCGGAGAGUCCUAGAGCUCGCCGCUGGGGAUCACUGUCACGUCGCAUUCUAUGCCGAAGGUGCCUUCAACAAGCUUUACCUGGUCGAAAGCCGGCGGGGCAAGUCGUUGUUGCGGGUUUCGCUGCCCGUCGAUCCACGACACAAAACGCACGGCGAGUGCGCAACGUUACACUGGAUUCGCGAGAUGACCACCGUGCCCGUCCCCAAGGUCAUCGCAUUCGACGACUGCCGAGACAAUGAAAUCGGCUUCGAGUGGAUUCUCAUGGAGUUGAUGCCUGGCGUGUCGGCGUACAAGCGGUGGCGCAAGCUGUCGAUGGCCGAGAAAACCCAGGUCGUCGAGCAGGUUGCAGAGUUUCAGAGCCAACUGUUCCGCCAUGGCAUUGAGGACGCCAAUUUCCAGUCGAUAGGCACACUCCGCUUCGGCGAUGGGACUUCUCAACUCGGCCCCGGCAACCCGAAGCCGGGCCGACUGGUGUCCCGCUUUUUCUUCGGGGGAGACCGUUUCAAUUACGACGUCCCUCGGGGGCCUUUCAGAUCGAGCCACGACUGGCUGGGCACCCAGCUCGGCAUUGUCCGAGAGGAGCAAAGUAGAAUUCUAGAAACGGCAGAAGACGAGGAGGAUCGAGCCGACGCCAAGGCAAUCCUGCGGGGUGCCGAGAAGUUGGCCGCCCUUCUGCCCAAGAUCUUCCCCCAGCUACAGAAUAAUCCGCUCGAACGCACUGUUCUCUGGCACGACGACCUCUCACUCGCCAACAUCCUCAUCGGCGAGAAAGACGCCAAGAUCACGGCCAUCAUUGACUGGGAAGGCGUCUCAUGCGAACCCCUCUGGGUCGCCGCCGAGAUGCCCAAGUUCUUGCGCGGGCCCAGUCGGGAAGAGGAACCGCAAAGAGACCGUUAUGGGGAGGCGAACGAGUACGAUCAAGAUGACGAGUUGGACAAUGAAGGGAAAACCGGGCUCUAUUGGAUCCAUCUGAUGGAAUACGACAUGACCCAGUUGCGCAAGGUCUACGCCGCCAAGAUGAGGGAACUUUGGCCGCGGUGGGAGGAGGAGGUCACGUACAGCUCCUUAAAGUCGGAUCUCUACGAAGCUUUGCAUCGGCUCAGCGACGGCUGGCAGGUGAAGCGCGUUGAGAAAUGGGUUGAUCUUGUCAUAGAGGGCGGAGAAUUUCCCCGCCUGAGCGAUGUUUUAGCUCGACCCGCCGAUGAAGCUAGAACAAUUCCAUAG